This is a messenger RNA of Gavia stellata (red-throated loon), 498 nucleotides long. Its product is annotated as protein FAM163A-like. Lineage: Eukaryota; Metazoa; Chordata; Aves; Gaviiformes; Gaviidae. The transcript is spliced from 2 exons. Bases 1 to 498 code for a protein of 165 amino acids. The record is from RefSeq and is a predicted model, not a curated record.
AUGACAGCGGGAACUGUUGUUAUCACCGGGGGAAUCCUAGCGACGGUGAUCCUACUGUGCAUCAUUGCCGUGCUCUGCUACUGUAGGCUACAGUACUAUUGCUGCAAGAAAGAUGACUCCAAUGAGGAAGAGGAGGAGGAGGAGGAGGAGGAAGAGGAAGAGCCCGACCUUCCCAUGCACUCACACCUCGGCACGUGCAACGCCUGCAACUCCCGCAUGGUGGACGGCCAGGGCAGCCCCGCGCCCCCCCCCAGCGAGCUCAACCAGCACGGGGCUCACAACUACUGCCCGACCUGCUCCCCGUACGGCUCCCCCUUUUACAUCCGGACUGCCGACAUGGUGCGCAACGGGGGCGAGAGGGUCACCUACACCCCCGCGUGCUACAAGGAGAUGGGGCCGCCCAUCAACAUGGCCACCCUGCAAAGCUACCCGGUGAGCCGCCACGGCCUCCUCCGCGAGAGCUUCCCGAACCCGCGGGCUAUCAGCACGGAGGUGUAG